GCAACUCUGCGGUCGAGAAUUGGUGCGGAUCGCGCUCGAGGUGGAGGUCGAGGGCGAGGUCGAAUUCGGGGAAUGCGUGGGAAUGCGGAGCUCGUCGGGCUUGCGAGUGAUGGUCUGCGUUAGCGGAGAAGAGAAUUUGGCUUCGAGCGCAGAAGAAUCUGCGCCUUGAAGGAUAGAUCGAGAUGGCAGCGCUUUCGGCUGCGGCGAAAUUGGAGCCCGGCGAUAGAGCGAAGUGGAGAUGGCAGAAGAGCGCGGGAUCGUUCAUGGCGGGCUCGGGCGCCGGGAUGAUCAGCACCACGAUUCUGCAGCCGUUUGAGGUGGUGAAGACUCACAUGCAGGCGCGCGAUUGUCCCGGUGGGCAUAGCAUCAGGGGAGCGGUGCGAGUGAUCUCUGAGAGAGAUGGAGUGACAGGGUUCUGGCGGGGCACGGGAGCUGCGUGUGUGCGCGUUGGUCUCGGGGCUGGUCUCUACUUCGCCAUGUUGGGCCCCGUUCUGUCCACAUUGCAGACCAUCUACACUUCCGGCCAGAGUUCUGGGGUCUCCAUGCACGACAAGCUGCCAGUCGCCAUUACAAUGUCCGCCGGCUCGCUGACGAGGUUGCUCGCCUCUGCAAUGACGUGCCCCAUCACCGUCGUCAAGACUCGGAUGGAGUAUGCAGCAGCGUCAGGACUAAACUACACAGGGACUGCCAGUGCACUUCUAGCAAUCAAGCGUACCGAGGGAAUAUCCGGUUUAUACAGUGGAAUGGUCCCGACCCUGCUGAGGGACGCCCCUUAUUCUGGUCUGUACUUAAUGUUGUACAAUCGCAUACGAUACUCUCUCAAAGAUCACUUCGAUCCCAACAAUAUUCCUCACACAUACAUAAACUUCGUUUCAGGGGCUCUUGCAGGAAGCAGUGCCACCUUUUUUACGCACCCUCCGGACGUGGUCCGGACACGGAUGCAGCUUGAGCGGAGCCAAAGCACGGGCAUCGUGUCUACUGUACGUCAAAUUGUGCAGGUUGAAGGAGUAAAAGGCCUAUUUUCGGGUGUUCUGCCACGAAUAGGAAGGCGAGGCUUACAACAAGCAGUUUCAUGGACUAUCUUUGAGGAGAUCUCCGGUUGGGUGAAUCAUAGACUUUGAAAAAGAGGCAAUAGAGGAGCUUAAUACUUGAGGACAGAGCUUAUCUUGAUUUAUCAACUGCAAGUCUUACGUGCUUUGCGGUAUGUACUAUAAAACCAAAUCCCUUGUAGACUGCACUCAUAGCGUUUUUAGUGGUAAUGGAGUCAAGCAGAUUGAGGCACCUCGAAGGUGAACUUCACUUGUACCGGUACGGAGAAAAUUAUAAAAUAUUUCGAUUGUUGCGAUUACCUCAUGGAAGCACUUCGUUUCGUUGUUCACUUUGUACAUCCACCGUCAAGCCAUGGCGAGAGUCCUAUGUAUGUCCAGUACUGCUGAGUACAGACAUCUAGCAAAAUGAUUUGUAAAAUUUUAGCUUUAUACUGAAUGCACGAUCUUGUUUGUCCAAGUCGUUAACCCAUAAAGCGUUCUGUCAGUGAGUCAUGAGUGGGCAAGUCAUGAAACUCUUAGUCGGCAUUGACAUUGAGCCGUGACAUCUCAAAGCAGUCGCAGGAAUGUGCUAGACGCUUGAGAAUUGUCGUCUAUUACGUUCUUAGGUGGAAAUGAUUAGGCUGAUUGUGACGUGGCUGAUUAUAAAACGUCAUCCGGCAUUAAGCUGGCAGCACCUGAUGCAUUUUUACCACCAACCAAGGAUCUGGUCGCGUUGUCAGACAACAGUCCCCUUUUUUCCACUCAAAAGUGAUCUAAAGAAACAACUCUUCGUACAAGCUUCACUGGUAAUGAACGGAUUCUGUGAGGAACAGAAGCGUCUAAGUAAUGUGCCCUGCUAAGCGCCUGAUUUAGCGAAGUAAGAGGAUCACGAGCAUAAUACAUGUCGUUAUACCUGCUAAUGGUAACCACCGCGGAUGGUGUUUAUGAUCAAGGAAUGGUGGACAAGGGCAAAUGUUGAUCAAUGUUCAAUCAGAAAAGGGCAGCCUGAUUCUCCACAUCAGGGGCAGAAGUACAGAUUGCAGAGCAUUUAUAAAACUAGCGUCCAUUAGGUCGUAGUACUUUGCCAUCUGUCAGCAAACGCAUCUGUGUCUCUAAUAGAAGACAGCUUACGUGAAUUCAUAAGACUCGAAAUUCCUCCAGUCAAGUCUUCCUCGAGAAAUUUGGACGAUCUUCUCAUAUUCGCAUCUCCUUGUGAUGGACUAUGUGUGGGUAAAGGCUGCACGGGUGUUGUCCAAGGUUGAGAAGUAAGGCCUUUUGUUUGAUUCGAGGCAGUUGAACUCGUGAAAAAAAGAGGUAGUGGCUUGGACGAUUCUGAUCUCUGAGUAACAGAUCUUCUCCAUUCAGCUCGGACAUUGUCAAUAGACUGACGGUUCGCAGCCGAGAUUAUACCGCCAUUCAUAGACUUCCGAUUCAAGUCUGCCGAUGUAGGUAAGGGAGCAUCACUUGGUCGCUUCGGUACGUAGGUCCUCAUGACGAUAGGUUUAGAAAUGUCACCUAGUGAUCCAGUCUUGCUAAAACGGUUCAAUGCUGUUGCUACUUCUACUGUUGUUGUUUGAUCUGGCGUGAUCAAACUGGGGCGUCUAACUACUGCUGUCCCAGGUCCUGGAAUGCUUGGUGUCGGCAAGGCCACAGGAACUGGAAGAGAAGGAGGUUCUUGAGGCGGCAAACUGGGUCGCUUGGCUGCUGCUGCUUCAGGUCCUGGGAUGCUUGUACUCGGCAAGGCCACAGGAACUGGAAGAGAAGGAGUUUCUUGAGGCGGCAAACUGGGUCGCUUGGAUGCUGCUGUCUCAGGUCCUGGGAUGCUUGGACUCGGCAGGCCCACAGGAACUGGAAGAGGAGUUUCUUGAGGAGGCAAACUGGGUCGCUUGGCUGUUGCUGCUCCAGGUCCUGGGAUGCUUGGAAUCGGCAAGGCCACAGGAACUGGAAGAGAAGGAGGUCCUUGAGGAGGCAAACUGGGUCGCUUGGCUGCCGCUGCUGCAGGUCCUGGGAUGAUUGGAAUCGGCAAGGCCACAGGAACUGGAAGAGAAGGAGGUUCCUGAGGUGGCAAACUGGGUCGCUUGGCUGCUGCUCCAGGUCCUGGGAUGGUUGGAAUCGGCAAGGCCAUAGGAACUGGAAGAGAAGGAGGUUCUUGAGGUGGCAGACUGGGACGUUUAGCUGCUGCUGUUCCAGGUCCUGGUAUGGUUGGAAUCGGCAAGCUCACAGGAACUGGAAGUGAAGGAGGUUCUUGAGGUGGCAGACUGGGACGCUUAGCUGCUGCUGUUCCAGGUCCUGGGAUGGUCGGAAUCGGCAAGGUCACAGGAACUGGAAGUGGAGGUUCUUGAGUUGGCAGGCUGGGACGCUUAGCUGCUGCUGCUCCAGGUCCUGGAAUGCUUGGAAUCGGCAAGGUCACAGGAACUGGAAGUGGAGGUUCUUGAGUUGGCAGGCUGGGACGCUUAGCUGCUGCUGCUCCAGGUCCUGGAAUGCUUGGAAUCGGCAAGGCCACAGGAACUGGAAGUGAAGGAGGUUCUUGAAUGGGGAGACUGGGACGCUUGGCUGCUGCUGUUCCUGGGAUGCUUGGAAUCGGCAAGGCUACUGGAACUGGAAGAGAAGGAGGUUCUUGAGGUUGCAAACUGGGAAGCUUGGCUGCUGCUGGUCCUGGGACAUUUGGAAUUGGCAAGGCAACUGGGCUAGGACUAGGAGGAGGUUCUUGAGGGCUCAAACUGGGACGCGUGGCAGCUGCUGCUCCUGGUCUUGGGACAUUUGGAACUGGCAAGGCAACGGGGCUAGGACUAGGAGGAGGUUCUGGAGGGCUUAAACUGGGACGCUUAGCUGUUGCUGCAUCAGGUUCUGGAAUGCUGGAUAUUGACAAGGCUCCAAAAGUGGAAAGAGGUGGGUUUUGAGGAAGUAUACUUGUGUGUCUAGCAGUUGGUGCUCCUGGUAUGAGCACAGAUACUGGCGCUCGUGUAGGUAGUUCUUGAAUUGACAAACUGAGAGUUCCAGAAUCUGGAACUGGUGUUGUCGCGGGAGAGUGUUUUAUCUCGACAGUGGAAGCAUUUGGUUUGACAGGUGGUGAAAGGAAAGUCGUCGAUACAGGGCUAGGAGAUGGUGACAUUCGGACUGGCAAGCUUGCCGUUCUGUUUAACAUUAUUCCAGGUCUCGUAGUUGAGAGUAUAGGCGAUGGGUAGCUAGGACCAGGUGUUGUUUCGGUGGGUUUGUUAGUGGUUUUGGAUGAAGGCUUUUCUGGAGUUGAAGGAGCAAGCUCGGAUACAGAGACAAGAGAAGGUGUUUUCUGGUCUGUCGGGACUUCAGGUUUAGUUGAUCCCAUUUCGGAUACAGACAUCGACGGUUUAGUAUGUGAUUCUCCCUCAGCGGACAAGGUGAGAGGUUUCCAUGGUGGUGUUUCGGAUCGGAUUGUAGAUGAGAGACUUGUUUUGUCUAGACUUGAUGGAGGUUGUUUCUGGGUUGAAAGAUUGGAGGUUCCAAUAAUUGUUGGUCUCCAAGGUGAACCUUGUUCUGUGGAUUUCGGCAGUGCGGGUUUUGAAAUUGGCUCAGUCAGAUUGACUGUGAUGGUGGCUGGACCGUUGAAUGAAGUCAAAUUCGGGAAACUUGUGGAAGUUGAUGAGGACGACGAAAUUGAAGCUGUGUUGCCGAGAGGGAGCUCUUGAGACCCUGGUAUAGCAAAAUGUAGCUCUGGGCUGGAACUUGAUAGCAGAGGGCUGGAUACAAGUGAAGAGCCCGACAUCCUUCUCGACAAAUCUUCCUGUCCAUUUUUAGUAUAGGGUGCGGAGGCCCCUGGAAGUGAAGCUGGUGCUAAACCUGCUAUAGGAUUUGAUGACGCUGGUGUGGAACUUGUUUUACCAUCUGUUAACGGAGGGAUAGAACGCAAAACAUCUUUAGAACUGUCUGCAGUACCUGGAUUCAGAGGUGCUUUGGGAUUCUCUGCAUCUGUGUCCGGUGCGGUAGGCUUCACAUCAGGUGUAGUAGGAGCAAUUAGUGGCUUUGGUUUGGUUGAUUUCUGGAUACAAAACAUGCACAGACAUCUCAUCAGUAUUUGUAAUUACCAUGCCCACAUAUUGAAGAUAAGUCGAAAUCAAAACUGA
This is a messenger RNA of Marchantia polymorpha subsp. ruderalis, 5128 nucleotides long. NCBI's taxonomy places the organism in Eukaryota, Viridiplantae, Streptophyta, Marchantiopsida, Marchantiales, Marchantiaceae. The record is from the annotation of a GenBank genome assembly.